This is a messenger RNA of Lachancea meyersii CBS 8951, 714 nucleotides long. The record is from the annotation of a GenBank genome assembly. NCBI's taxonomy places the organism in Eukaryota, Fungi, Ascomycota, Saccharomycetes, Saccharomycetales, Saccharomycetaceae.
AUGUUCAAGAAGCGAACUGUGAGACAGGAUCAGAACGUUACCAAACGGAAGAAAUUAACAGCGUGUCCAGAGAUUACUGUCGUGGACUCGAAGGCGAACAAAGUCAGCUCAUCGCCUAAGUCAUCAUGCAGCUCAUCGCCUGGCUUAAACGACGCACAAGACACAGACAGUAAAGAUGAAAGUCCGAAACGUGGAAUUUCUGUAGAUUCUAAUGAAGUUCAAGCUUUGAAAACUGUGGAAAAAACCGGAAAUGCUGAAAAAACGGCUACUUCUUCCACUCCCUCGAUAUCGCUUUCAAGUCUGGACCCUGCCCAGAAAAACCAGUCGAAUCUGAAAUCAACACUGUACAUGGACUACCAGCCAGAUGUGUGUAAGGACUACAAACAAACGGGGUACUGCGGCUACGGAGAUAGCUGUAAGUUUCUGCACGCACGAGAUGACUUCAAAUCUGGCUGGAAGCUCAACCAAGAUUGGAAGAUCGAUUUCAGCAAAGAAGAAGUAAAGAAGAUGGAGGAAAUCCCAUUCAAAUGCGUCAUAUGUAAACAGGACUACAAAAACCCUGUGGUAACCAACUGCAAGCACUACUUCUGUGGCGCGUGCUUCGCGAACAGAGCGAAAACUACAACCAAGUGUUUCGUUUGUUCGCAGGAUACAGGCGGAGUGGCUCGCGUUGCCAAGGACCUGCAGAAAAUACUGAAAAAGCAAACGCCUUGA